AUGGACUUUAAGAUAUUGGUCUCAUUUCUUUUAAUUGCCCAUUCUUUGGCAAAACAUGAUAAAUAUAAUGGAUACACGGUAUACAACGUUGCUAUUCGUGAUCGGAAAGACAACGCCUUACUAGAUGCUAUUAAAGAUGACUUCCAUCUGGACAUCUGGAAAUUAGGCAAUCCAACUCGCGAUGCAGCAGUAAUGGUUCCACCGGAAUAUCAGGCUUCAUUUACAAAAGCUUUGCUUAACAAUGGAAUAGAGUAUAGAAUAAGAGAGAACAUCUUAAGCGCAUUAGGUGAAUUCGAAAAAGAAUGUAAUCUUUGGAAUCAAAGACGCAACAUCAAUGCGUACAUGGAAAGAUUAUCACGUGAUUAUCCUGAUAUCGUGACAUUAGUAACAGCUGGUCAGACUUUCGAAGGCCGAUCUGUUAAUUAUCUGAAGAUAUCUACAACGAAGUUCGAGGAUCAAACUAAGCCAAUAUACUUCAUGGACGCAGCGAUGCACUCCAGAGAGUGGUCGACCCCUCCAGUGGCUCUCUACACCAUGCACAGGCUGGUGGAAGAGUUACGGAAUGAAGACAGGGAUCUUCUACAGAAUGUUGACUGGAUUAUACUACCAGUUCAAAAUCCAGACGGCUAUGAGUUCACACAUACAGAUGAGCGAAUGUGGCGCAAAAACCGAUCAUUGAACGCGAGCGUCUCCAAUUGCAGCGGUGUCGAUCUAAACAGAAACUAUGACAUAUUCUUCGGCGAGUCCAACGCCUCCCAAGAUCCAUGCGCCGAGUCGUUCAGCGGCCGUUAUCCGUUUUCCGAAAUAGAAACCCAGAAUAUUAGAGAUAUACUCCAUACAUAUCUGGACCGUAUUCAAAUUUACAUGAAUAUUCAUAGUUAUGGAAGCUACGUGCUUUAUGGCUUCGAUAACGCCACUUUGCCGGCUAAUGUGGCGCGCAUACAUCAGGUCGGUGCAAGCAUUGGUGCUCAAAUUGAUACCAAGAAACUACCUGAAGCGUAUCAUUAUCAUGUUGGUAACAGUUAUUUUGUUUUGUAUCCGGCUUCGGGGACAUCGCAGGAUUAUGCGCAGGACAUCGGUGUACCAUUUUCGUUAACACUGGAAUUGCCUGAUUUUCAAAAAUAUGGUUUCCUUGUUCCACCAAAAUAUCUUCCUCAAAUAAAUGAAGAAACUUGGAUGGGUAUUGCAACUGCAGCGAGACUUUCCAUGUUAUUUUAUAAAGAAAGAAUAAAUUAA
Molecule: messenger RNA, 1236 nt
Organism: Pieris macdunnoughi
Lineage: Eukaryota; Metazoa; Arthropoda; Insecta; Lepidoptera; Pieridae
Source: the annotation of a GenBank genome assembly